Solanum verrucosum is the source of this 2486-nucleotide messenger RNA. Its product is annotated as serine/threonine-protein kinase BSK7-like. Gene Ontology annotation, biological process: protein phosphorylation; brassinosteroid mediated signaling pathway. Gene Ontology annotation, molecular function: protein binding; ATP binding; protein kinase activity. Lineage: Eukaryota; Viridiplantae; Streptophyta; Magnoliopsida; Solanales; Solanaceae. Bases 381 to 1844 code for a protein of 487 amino acids. The record is from RefSeq and is a predicted model, not a curated record. The transcript has 12 exons.
UUCACAUCUCUCUCUCUAUCCUCUUUACUAUAUAUAUAUAUAUAUAUGCUCUACUUCACCUGACUCCAUUUUCACUUUCUUGAUCUCUCUCAAGAAAUUAAUCUGCUGCACUUUUUUGAAUCAAUCAAUCUUCAAGAAAGGGUGGUUUGGAAUUGGUGUGUGUUGAUUCAGUUGGAAAAGAGGAGCUUUUUGGUUCUUGAUUGGAUUUGGGGAGAAAGUUUGUGGCUUUGGGAUUCAUUCGUUAUGUGGAUAGCAACUGUUUGGAUUGACUCAAUUUUUUUGAAUCUAUGCUAAAGAUCUUCUAAGCUGAAGAACAUGUGGUGGUUGUGAUACAAACAAAAAAGUUGCAGUUAUAUCUCUAAAGUAGGCGGGGUAAUAGGAUGGGCUGUGAGUCUUCUAAACUUGCCUCGUGUUGCUGGAGUGGACAGAAUGGUCCUGUUCAUGAGGUUCAGAAUCCUGAUGAUGAAGAAAGAGCUGAAGUUAGUGAUUUGCCUACGUUCCGCGAGUUUACUGUUGAGCAGCUGAGAAUAUCUACUUCUGGAUUUGCUGUAGAGAAUAUAGUUUCAGAACAUGGUGAAAAAGCUCCUAAUGUUGUUUAUAAAGGAAAGUUAGAGAACCAGAGGAGAGUUGCUGUCAAACGCUUUAAUAGAUCUGCAUGGCCUGAUUCUCGACAGUUCUUAGAAGAAGCCAGAUCAGUUGGUCAACUCCGCAACAAUAAGUUAGCGAAUCUUCUUGGUUGUUGUUGUGAAGGUGAUGAGAGGCUGCUUGUGGCAGAAUUUAUGCCCAAUGAGACACUUGCAAAGCAUCUCUUUCACUGGGAGACACAACCCAUGAAAUGGGCAAUGAGGUUAAGGGUGGCUUUGUAUCUUGCACAGGCUCUCGAGUAUUGUACAAUCAGAGGGAGGGCACUUUAUCAUGAUCUUAAUGCUUAUAGAAUAUUAUUUGAUGAAGAAGGCGACCCCCGUCUCUCUUGCUUUGGUUUGAUGAAAAAUAGUCGAGAUGGAAAAAGUUACAGCACAAACUUGGCAUUUACUCCUCCUGAAUAUUUGAGGACAGGAAGAAUCACCCCGGAGAGCGUCAUGUAUAGCUUCGGGACACUCUUGCUUGACCUUCUCAGUGGAAAACAUAUUCCUCCAAGCCAUGCCCUUGAUCUGAUUAAAGACCGGAAUCUUCAGAUGCUUACGGAUUCUUGCUUGGAAGGUCAAUUUUCUUCUGAUGAUGGGACUGAAUUGGUAAGGAUAGCGUCAAGAUGUCUGCAAUACGAGCCACGUGAGCGGCCAAAUCCAAAGUCGCUGGUUGCUGCUUUAUUUCCUCUUCAGAAAGAGAUCGAGGUUCCUUCUCAUGCUUUGAUGGGUAUCUCACGUGAUGGUGGAACUAUGCCUCUGUCUCCACUUGGUGAAGCCUGCUUGAGAAUGGAUCUAACAGCCAUCCAUGAGAUUUUAGAAAAGCUUGGGUACAAAGACGAUGAAGGAGCAGCUACUGAGCUUUCAUUCCAGAUGUGGACAAAUCAGAUGCAGGAAACGUUGAACUCCAAGAAAAAGGGUGAUGCUGCUUUCAGGCACAAAGAUGCUAAGGCCGCCAUUGAAUGCUAUACACUGUUUAUCGAUGUUGGAACCAUGGUCUCCCCAACUGUGUAUGCACGGCGUAGUCUAUCUUAUCUCAUGAAUGAUAUGCCACAGGAAGCCCUCAAUGAUGCAGUACAGGCACAAGUAAUAUCUCCUGUAUGGCAUGUUGCUUCGUAUUUACAAGCUGCUUCUCUUUUUGCACUUGGAAGGGAAAAUGAGGCACAAAUUGCACUUAAGGAAGGUUCUGUUCUUGAAGAAAAGAAGAACACAAAUUCCUGAAAGUGGCGAGUUGAUCCACUGAUCAUUAUUUAAUUGCUCCGUUGCUAAUGGGGUUUGGACGUGGAUCACAAAAGUUCACUGGGGAGAGGCUAUUCAAUCUAUUGCCUCGUGCAUGCGAUCAUUAAGUAGGUUUGGUUUACUUCAGAGCAUUCUUUUGCUACAUAUAAUUGGAUGGGGUUGGUUUUAGUCACAGCUUUUGUGGACAGGUUAUCCUAAGCGCUCCGGUUGAAAUGGAUUGACAUUUUCCAAUAAACAAACUAUUCUCUGGGAAUAAUCAAAUGCCGUUGGUUCCUUAAGGAUCCAACAUCUGUGGGAAAAAAAGGAAAGCUGGAGACACUUCCUGUGCUGUAAUUUAUGUACAGUGCUAUUUAGCUGCUCAAAUUGUUUCGUUUCUCGCUCUCUCUCUCUCCGUCUUGUUAACUUCUUCUUGAAAUCAUCCGUCCGUGUCUUUCUCUCUUGGAGUUUGAGGUCAAUAUCCUUUCUUUGUGGUGGUAAUUUUACUUUUGCAGUGCUUAUGUUAAGUAAGUAAAACUUGUAACUGGUCUAAUUUUCUGAAUGUUGUUUGUAAGGUUUGAAUCUUUAUGUCAACAAUUAAUCAGUUUGAAUGCUUUUGUGGAUAAUUAUUUGUACAGAUGGUAGCUC